AUGCCAGCGUCUGCCGUCAUUCUAUCGUCCCGAAGGGCAAUUUUGCUGGUCUCGUUAGAUCGCCACGAGAAGUUCCUCCUUGAUUUUCUCCCGGAACGAGACGCUAUCGAGAUCGAAACGCGCAUAACAAAGUUCGACCAGCUGUCCAUUGACUUGGAGAAAAUCCAAGGUCAGCUAGAGGAUUUGGCAAUCACCGAAGAAGAAAUUGCGCACAAUGCCGCUUUACGCGAUGAUUUUGAGCCGCGCUUGAUACGCGCACAUUCCCAGCUAAAGGCUAAAAGGGUGCAUGUUCCUCGAAGCAUUAGUUCCACACCAAACGCUGGCCCGAGCCCCCUAGUAGGCAUUAAACUUCCCACCAUCGCGCUUCCCGAAUACGAUGGUGAUUACAUGCAGUGGCUAACGUAUAGGGACACUUUUGAGGGCUUAAUACAUGAUAACCCCGACCUACCGCCGAUCCAAAAGUUCCACUAUUUGCGCGCAUCCUUAAAGGGAGAAGCCGCUAAGGUUAUUGAAUCCAUCACCAUCAGUGCCGCAAACUAUGAAAUAGCAUGGAAAAUACUGACGGAGCGUUACUCUAACGAGUACCUGUUAAAAAAGCGUCAUUUGCAAGCCUUAUUCGGAAUGGCCACCAUGAAACGGGAAAGUGCCUCAACCCUUCACCAUCUUGUCGAUGAGUUCGAGCGGCACAAGAAAACGCUAAACCACUUGGUGCGAGCACUAUUGGAUAGUGCCUCGCAGCCUGAUUUGAUGAGCACCAGGCUUGCUCAGAGGUUAGCGUUGAAACUUGAUACGGUCAACGUAACGCUCAUCGGUGCGGGUCACUCUUCCACCCCGGUGCGGAAAUCGGUGCGUGCGAAAAUUUCCUCCCGAACGGGCCAAUAUCAGCUGAAUGCUGAUUUCUUGAUUGUGGACAAUUUGAUUGGGGAUUUGCCAGCACAUGAUGUGCGCACCGCCGAGUGGCAAAUUCCGCCGAAUUUUAUGCUUGCCGACCCCCAGUUUAAUAAGUCGGCACCGCUCGAUCUUAUCCUCGGUGCCCGGCAUUAUCAUGCAUUUUUCCAGAGCGGGGCGCAAUAUAAAAUUUCGUAUAACCUUCCUGUCCUCAUUGAAAGUGUGUUCGGCUGGAUCGUGACCGGCUCAGCAUCAGCAUGUAAUGAUAACACCGAAACUUCCAACGCAUCUUCCGUCGUCUGCAUGAGCACGCUUGAGGAAUCACUCGAGCGAUUCUGGAAGGUGGAAGAAUUACAAAUAAGAGAUGGUUACUCCCCCGAAGAAAGGUAUUGCGAAAAAUUAUACCAAGAUACAACACAACGAGACGAUACUGGUCGUUAUAUUGUUCGUUUACCAAAGCAGCCUGACUUUGAAGAAAAGCUGGGUCUUUCGAAAUUAUCAGCUCUACGACGUUUUACAAUGCUCGAAAGGCGCCUAGAACGCGAUCCUCAUAUUAAAGCGGCAUACCAUGAAUUCAUGCAUGAAUAUUUGGAGCUAGGGCACAUGUCGCUGAUACAAGCUCCAGCUGACGACGAAUCAGCAUAUUAUCUGCCGCACCAUCCCGUAUUCAAGGCGUCGAGCACAACAACAAAAACCAGGGUGGUGUUUGAUGGAUCAGCGAAAACAUCAUCUGGAUACUCGCUCAACGAAGCGCUAUGUGUCGGCCCUGCAGUGCAGGACGAUUUGUUGGACAUCAUUCUACGAUUCCGCACGUAUAAGGUGGCAGUUGUUGGAGACAUUGCUAAAAUGUACCGCCAAAUACUACUGCAUCCAGACGAUAGGAAGUAUGCCCGCAUUUGUUUCCGGUUUGAUGCGCAUUCACCGAUCCAGUAUUACGAGCUGAACACCGUAACCUAUGGGUUGUCCCCAUCAUCCUUCCUUGCAACUCGAACCUUGCAGCAGCUUGCAAACGAUGAGGGAACCACAUAUCCUGUUGCCGCAUCCGCUCUGAAGAGCAAUUUCUACGUGGACGACUUCAUAGGCGGUGCGGAUUCGAUCGAAAGCGCUCGGCGUCUACGAAUCGGCACACAGUCAGCGCUACAGUUUAUACCCGACGAAACGGUAAAGACUCUUGGAGUUUCGUGGGAGCCAGAACAUGAUGUUCUAUCAUUCGAGUCCGCAAUCGACACCGACACAGCACGUCCUACUAAAAGAAGCAUCCUCUCUAACAUAGCCCGCAUGUUCGAUCCGCUUGGCCUGAUUUCUCCCAUUGUCGUACGAGCCAAAAUCUUGAUGCAGGAGUUGUGGUUGCAGAAAGCUGGUUGGGACGAUCUUGUUCCUGAUUCUAUCUGCAAGAAAUGGAAAAAUAUUCAGCAAGAUUGGCCACUCAUAUCCGGUUUUAAGAUCGAUCGCUAUGCGCUGUUACCUGGUAGUAAAUUGCAGUUACACACCUUCUGUGACGCAUCUGAAGCAGCUUACGGGGCCUGCAUUUAUGUUCGUUGCGAAAGUGAGCAAGGGGAAGUUCGCACCACUUUACUUUCAUCCAAGUCGCGAGUGGCACCACUUAAGCGUGUCACACUACCUCGACUGGAACUGUGUGCUGCAGUAUUAGGCGCUCAUCUUUACGAUCGAGUCAAGAAGGCGAUGGGACUACACGCAGCAGAAGCAUUCUUUUGGUCCGAUUCUACCGUCACGUUAAAGUGGAUCAGCGCCUCACCUAACACGUGGGCAACGUUCGUAGGCAACCGAGUAUCGGAGGUGCAGCAUUAUACUCAUCCUCGUCAGUGGAGGCAUGUUCCCGGCUCAACUAACCCUGCCGAUCUCGUCUCACGCGGCAUGUCAGCAGCAGAUUUCCUGCAGAGCAAGCUUUGGAGUUGCGGUCCGGAAUGGCUAGCACUACCCGCCUCCAACUGGCCCAACUGUAAUCCUGAACCAGCUGAAGAUACGAAUCUCGAAAUUCGUCAGGUGAGUGCUGCCUAUGUAAACACCAUCACUAACCGAUUGCACUAA
Molecule: messenger RNA, 2937 nt
Organism: Anopheles funestus (African malaria mosquito)
Lineage: Eukaryota; Metazoa; Arthropoda; Insecta; Diptera; Culicidae
Exons: 3
Coding region: 1-2937 (978 amino acids)
Source: RefSeq, a predicted model, not a curated record